Anopheles bellator is the source of this 1640-nucleotide messenger RNA. It is a transcript of the gene Vps60, whose product is annotated as charged multivesicular body protein 5. NCBI's taxonomy places the organism in Eukaryota, Metazoa, Arthropoda, Insecta, Diptera, Culicidae. The coding region runs from base 87 to 764 and encodes 225 amino acids. The record is from RefSeq and is a predicted model, not a curated record. Gene Ontology annotation, cellular component: multivesicular body. The transcript has 2 exons. Gene Ontology annotation, biological process: late endosome to vacuole transport via multivesicular body sorting pathway; vesicle budding from membrane.
ACAAAACACUUCGUUCGCAGUUCUUGAAUAAAAAGCACGUCGAGAUCGUUUAUUGUUUUGUGGGCACAAAUUCAACCAGCUGAGCGAUGAAUCGUUUGUUCGGUAAAUCGAAAUCCAAAGAACCGGGCCCAAGCAUAAGCGACUGCAUUUCCGGUGUCGAUUCGCGCGCGGAAGCGAUUGAGGGUAAGGUGAAAACGCUCGACAACGAGCUGCGAAAGUACAAGGAUCAAAUGGCGAAGAUGCGAGAAGGACCCGCAAAGAAUGCCGUCAAACAGAAGGCACUGCGUGUGCUGAAGCAGCGCAAGCAAUACGAAAGUCAAGUGGAGAACCUUCGGAACCAAUCGUUCAACAUGGAGCAGGCCAACUUUGCACACCAAACGCUUAAGGACACACAGGCAACGGUGACCGCCAUGAAGGACGGAAUGAAAUCCAUGAAGAAAGAGUUCAAAAAGAUCAACAUCGAGGAAAUCGAAGACAUACAAGACGACAUGGCCGAUAUGCUGGAGCAAGCAGAUGAGGUACAAGAAGCCAUGGGACGAACUUACGGUAUGCCGGAGGUGGACGAUGACGAGCUACAAGCCGAACUCGAUGCACUGGGCGAUGAAAUAGCCCUCGAUGACGAUGCCAGCUACCUGGACGAUGUUGUGAAAGCUCCGGAAGCGCCAGAUAAGGAACCAGGUGCCGACAGUGUCACCAACAAGGACGGUAUUUUGGUGGACGAAUUCGGUUUACCCAAAAUUCCUACUUCGGUCAAAACAACCUAAGAUAUUUGUUUAUUUCCUUAAUAUGAUUAUUUAAAAAAAACAUUGUUUUACCGGAUUCGUUCGACACCCCCUUUCGUUGGCCAAGAGUUUGAAUACAGCUAUCUCAUAAGUGAAACGGAUCGUCUAUCGCGGGUGGACAGUGUAAUCUACACAUCGACGAAUCGUCUCGUUUGUCCACUGUACAAUGAAUUCAUAUCAUAUUUCAAGUUCACACUUUCCUUAUUCACUUAUUUCGUCAAUCACCGGCACAUUCUGAAGAUCAGAGCACUUGCGCCUCAGUAGAUCAAUCUGUUCCUUCAGGUAUCUUUCCUUGGCUGCGGCACGUUGAAGCAAGAUCUUGGCCUUUUCCAACAGCUGGCUUUUCUUCUCCAGCUUAUCCUUAAACUCUUCGAGCAUUGCCGUACGGUCACCGCUGGUGGCGGCGCUUGCUAACGAAGGUUCUCCGCCGGAGAGAACCUUGCAGCGGGUGCAGUUUACACUCGACAGCAGCUCGAUUUCUACCUGCUGCAUCGACAUUUUGUUCAACGCCUCCGCAUGUCCGAGCUGAAGCUUUUCGUAAUCCUUUUUCAGACGCUCGUAUAGCUCCUUCUCUACGGUUCUACCGGGCGCACCAUUCGAAGAUUCUCGUUCGCGCGUUCUCUGAUCUUUCAAAUGCUUAUUCUCAAAUCGAAGUUUCUCAACCAUACGUUGUAGCGUAAGCACUGUUUGCUCCAGAGUGGCGUUACGUUCCACCAAAUCGUUUGCCCCUUUGCGACGGCUGCAUCUGACGCAAAGAUUUUCAAAAUUGAUUGACUCCGGACACCCGGCAGUGGCUUUCGAAAGCUCCUCUUUCAAUGUAAUGAUGAACCUGUAAAAUAAAAUAAAAAACGUAAUAUC